Molecule: messenger RNA, 321 nt
Organism: Fusarium poae
Lineage: Eukaryota; Fungi; Ascomycota; Sordariomycetes; Hypocreales; Nectriaceae
Exons: 2
Coding region: 1-321 (106 amino acids)
Source: RefSeq, a predicted model, not a curated record
AUGAAGGAUGGGUACAAAAAUACUACCCUUCCUCCUCCUGCUCCUUAUACUGCUACUGCUACUGCUACUACUGCUACUACUGCUACUACUGCUACUACUGCUACUACUGCUACUACUGCUACUACUGCUACUACUGCUACUACUGCUACUACUGCUACUACUGCUACUACUGCUACUACUGCUACUACUGCUACUACUGCUACUACUGCUACUACUACUGCUACUACUGCUACUACUACUGCUACUACUGCUACUACUACUGCUACUACUACUACUACUACUGCUACUACUACUGCUACUACUACUACUAUGAUAGCAUAA